This is a messenger RNA of Necator americanus (New World hookworm), 3690 nucleotides long. RefSeq lists its product as uncharacterized. NCBI's taxonomy places the organism in Eukaryota, Metazoa, Nematoda, Chromadorea, Rhabditida, Ancylostomatidae. Gene Ontology annotation, biological process: nucleotide-excision repair; regulation of DNA-templated transcription; termination of RNA polymerase II transcription. Gene Ontology annotation, cellular component: transcription factor TFIIH core complex; transcription factor TFIIH holo complex; mRNA cleavage factor complex. The coding region runs from base 1 to 3690 and encodes 1229 amino acids. Gene Ontology annotation, molecular function: RNA polymerase II complex binding; mRNA binding. The record is from RefSeq and is a predicted model, not a curated record. The transcript is spliced from 28 exons.
AUGUGCAGGUGUUUCGUAUCGAUCGACGCUCGUCACGCGCCGCCCACCCCCAAGCAGAGGACAUUGCGAGUGGUUGUGCAACGUCUGGAUCUGGUCCGCCCAACGAAGUACACUGCGACUUCUUGUCUUCAUUUAGCGUCUGAGUUCAAGCUAUUCUAUUCUAGUUUGUAUUGUGAAAAGAUUUACUAUACGCAGUUGUGGUCGGGCACACUGCUGUUGAAGCCUGAGGCCGCUAAGGAGUAUAAGUUAACGCUGGAUGAGCUAGUGAACAACAAUAAAACACAAAUUAACCUGUUAACGAUACUAGCUGAAGAUUAUCAGCAACACGCAGCUGCGAUUGUGGAAACGAUAGAAAAGCAGAUAUUUACCGUGCCAAAACCACAGAAGUUGCCAAUUAUGUAUGUUGCCGAUUCGAUCAUGAAGAACAUCGGGAAUAGCGACUAUAAAGAGUUGUUCGCAAAAAUAAUUGUCCGACUCUUUCUUCAUGUGUUCCUUGAGGGUGAUGAAGCAGUGCGAUCGGCGCUGUACCGCCUGCGUCAAACGUGGGGUGACGUGUUCAAUCGAUCGAAGCUGUAUCAACUAGACAUCAAAGUGAACGAAAUUGAUCGAGCAUGGCCUCUCACUGCGUUGAAGCAAGGCGGAAAGCCCCCUGUCAUCACAAGUGCACCAUCGAACCCCACUUCAUCACUUCCAAUCGCCCCUGCACUCAAGCAGAUACAUGGCAAAGUUCACGUCAACCCAAAGUUUAUACAGAACAACGGACAAAAUACAGCGAGUGAAGCUACUGUCAAGAAAAGCGCCAAGUCCGAUGUACCGAAACGCGUACGCUUCAAAACUGAAGAACUUAAAGAGCCCAAAAAAGAGUUGAUCGAUGAGUUAUUGGAACUGCCACCGGUGAGAGGAUGUGAUCGUGCGAUCAAAUCGGAACCUGAUGAACCUACACCUCCAGCUCGUCUCAGUCCACAGCCGCCAAAAAGAAAGGCAGCUCUGUCCGCUGUACAUCAUCUAGAUUCGAAACGGAAACGCUCUCCUCCCAAAUCAUUUGACGAGGAUCUAAGGUCGCUGCCCGGUCCAGCUGCAAAAGAUGGAACUGUUGUAAAGCCAACUGCCAUUCUUGGAUCGCAUGCCUUCACUGCUCACGCGAAGUCUUCUCUGAGUCGAGUACAGCAAGCUCAACUCCCUCUCCCAGGACGAUCUUCACCACCUGCUGCUACGAAUGGACUUUUAAUGCCACCUACGCAAGUCUCUGUUGUAGCACCUACUGCUACUACUCUUCCAAUGCCUCCAACAUUCCACGGGCAAUCCACAGUGGCCGGCCCAGGAAGUUUACCGAUGCCUCCAAAUUACCAUCCCCCUGUUGCUCCAUCCACAUCUUCUCUAGCUCUGCCGCCAAACUAUGUAGCACCAUCCACCGCUCCUGUUGCUUCUCUGGCUGGGUCUUCUGCGCUCCCAAUGCCGCCGAAUUAUCUUCCUCCUACGUCUUCAAGUGCGAAUUUACCUAUGGCACCACCGGUUCUGGGACCAACUGGCUUCCCCAUGCCUCCAGGAUAUCGAGCACCAACUCCAGCGGUUGUUACAACUAAUGCGCCUACGGCAGCUGUCAUCCCUUCUACUGCAAGUGCACUGCCUCAGGCACCUUCAGGAUCAAAUGCGGUUAUAACCACUGAAGCUCCAGUAAAGCUUGAUAUUCCGUCGAACAAUCGCAUAUUUGUUGAUGGAAAAGCGCAUGAGGUGGAAUACGUUAAUGAUAUAGCUGUGAUAGAGAGGAAUGGUCUACCUCAUAAAAUUUAUUUUGCUGGAACUCCUCGCAACGUUAUAAUAGAUGGCGUUCCUCAUCUUCUGCAUUUUGGUGAAACCAAGGCAGUUAUAAUCGAUGGUCAAGAGCACAUUCUCCGUUUUGGUGCUCCAAGUCGUGAACUUUACCUUAACAACUUUGCCUUUAAAGGACAAUUUGGGGGUGCUCCUAUUGUUGCUACAAUAAACGGUCGACGACAUGAAAUUCGGUUGGCUGGUCCCGCACCUGAUGUGAAGAUCAAUCCUGAUCCUGCCUAUGAACUGACGGCUGAAUUGAAUCGGAUACGGGCAAAUAAAGGUGAAAAUAAGCAAGAGCCUUCAUUAGAUCCAUUCAAUCUUCUAAAGAAACUUCAACAAAGCGGAUUUUUGAAAAAGCCCGAGCCUGCUCCAGCACCUCCGCCCAAUCCUUCGACCCGAGAUCGUCUCAGACACACAACAAUGAUGCUUAGAGACACUACGCCGCCAAUUCCAAGCGAGCACAGUGUGAGCAUAAUAGAGCGACGGGCCGUUCCUGCUGCACCUCUGAAAGAGUUCAAUAUGAGGAUUCUUAAAAUUCGAUACGAUAGCGUGGUGGAUGCCCUCCACGAGAAACAGCAAAACGCUUGUCCACAUUGUGGUCAGCGAAUGGAAUUACGCGGAGAGAGGUACGAACGACACUUAGACUGGCAUGUGAAGAGAAAUUUGAAAACAUUUGAAAAGGCCAGCACAUGUAGACCAUGGUAUGCUAGUAGCAAGGAAUGGUUGAAAAGUGAAGAGGAAGAAGAAACCGGCAUUAGCGCUACAAGCUGCACUACUGAAACAAUGGAGGAAAAUCUGCCUGUAAUAGCAGUUUCAGCUCGUGAAGCAAUAAACAAGAGUUGCGCUGUGUGUUGUGAAGAUUUCGAAGAGUAUUGUGAUGAGGACGAUGAUGGUGUGUGGAAACUCAAAGACUGUGUUAUAGUAAAUAAUCAGGCGUAUCACUCGGCCUGUGUCCAAGAUGCAUCAAUGGUUGAAGACGCGCCAUCGCAAGAGUCGUCAGAAUCAUGUGAUACAAAAAGUUUUGUAAAGGAUACCAAGAUGUCCACUUUGGCGUUGCUUGUUGAAGCCAGUGCAUGUGCUUGGGGAAAUUUAGCCGUUCUUCAUGGAAGUGAAACGAUUAACGACGUCAUCAGAGCAGUGAUUUCUUUUGCAAACUCACAUCUUUCCAUAUCCGCAUCCAAUCAACUGUUACUCUUCGCUUUCGCGAACAAAAUAAAACGCCGAUUGCUCUAUAACUCUCAAAGAGGAGCUGCCGUUGAUGCGUCUACAGCAAUGCUGAACGCGUUGCGUGAUACGCUUCGUGAUAGUGCUAAUUCUGAUGAUGAUCGUAUGGGAAGCCCACUUGCCGCUGUUCUUUCGCAUGCUAUAUGUCAUUUGAAACGCAGCGAAAGUUUGCCAACCGUCAACGAUGACUUGAUGAAAACCACUUCUACUGGACGAGUGGUAAUUGUUGCAAUGACUGUCGAUUUUGGCACUGAACACAGUCCAUUAAUGAAUCUGUUCUUUUCUGCUGCUAAGCAUGGCAUUUGUGUGGACGUAGUGUCUCUGGUUGAACCUAGCCCUCUUCUCCAACAGGCAGCCGAUAUUACAGGGGGUAUAUUCUUACAUGUGGAACAACCCAGUAAACUACUUGCUAGCAUGAUGACACAUCUUCUCGGUAAUCCUUCCUCAAGAUCUCUGUUUCCACAGCCUUCUUUGAAGGAGGUUGAUUAUCGCGCAUCUUGUGCAUGCCAUCACGAAUUAGUAUCGUCGGGAUGGGUGUGUUCGGUCUGCCUUUCCGUUUUGUGCCAAUUUACGCCAAUCUGCAAAGCAUGCGGUGCUAUUUUCAAAGUGAAUAAUUUGCCAAGAAAAGCCCAAAAGCGAAAGCGAAAACAAUGA